GGAAUCUACGCGAGCCCUUCACCUCCAAAGUAUCCUUAUUAAUCAAAUAAAGCCCAAACACUUGGCAAACUACAAACUAUAAACCCCUCUCCACUCACCAUCCCAAAAAAAAAAAAAAAAACUGUAUUUCUUCUCUCACUCUGUGUGUGUGUGUGUGUGAGCUUUGCGGAAAGAGAGAAGCUAUUGCAUAGGAGUUGGUGAAUUCGUAACGUUUUUCUCCGGUGUUUACGUGUGGCGUUGUCCUAGUCAUCUUUCUUCCUCUUAGUCAUUGUUGUUUUGUUUCUCUCUCUCUCUCUCUCUCUCUCUCUCUAUUUGUGUUUUUGUUCUGUUUUGAGAGUUGAGACUCAGAGUUUUUCCGUUUCAAGCUCUGAGCUUUAUUUCGAAUACAGUUAGAAUCCGAGAGGAUGUUGGAUAGAAUGGAAGAAUUCAAUGGGGAUAAAUGGAUAGAGGAGUUCGAGGCAAUUACAAAGGAUGCUGAACGCGUCCAGAGAGAGAGCCUUCGGAAGAUUUUGGAGGAUAAUGGGUCGGCAGAGUAUUUGCAGAGUCUAGGCCUCAAUGGAAGAACCGACCCAGAGAGUUACAAAGCUUGUGUUCCACUUGUUACUCACAAGGAACUCGAACCUUAUAUUCAGAGAAUUGUAGAUGGGGAUUCCUCACCCAUUCUCACUGGAAAGCCAAUCACAACCAUCUCAUUAAGUUCUGGUACUACUCAAGGAAAGCCAAAAUUUGUACCAUUCAAUGAAGAAUUGAUGGAAACUACCGUUCAAAUAUAUAAGACUUCUUUUGCCUUUAGAAACAGAGAAUUUCCAGUUGGGAAUGGGAAGGCUUUACAAUUUAUAUACAGCAGCAAGCAGUUCAAAACCAAAGGGGGUUUGGCUGCUGGGACUGCCACCACAAAUGUAUUCCGUAGUUCACAGUAUAAAAAAACAAUGAAGGCACUUCAAACUCCAUGCUGCAGCCCAGACGAAGUGAUAUUUGGACCAGAUUUCCAUCAAUCGCUGUACUGCCAUCUCUUGUGUGGACUAAUUUUCCGCGAAGAAAUCCAGUUGAUAUCAUCCACGUUUGCACAUAGCUUGCUCCAUGCCUUCAGAACAUUUGAGCAAGUGUGGGAAGAACUAUGUGCCGACAUUCGAACCGGGGUGCUAAGCAACCGAAUCACCGUCCCUUCCAUCCGAACAGCCAUGUCGAAAUUGCUAAAACCAAACCCUGAACAGGCUGAUUUGAUCUAUGAAAAAUGUUCAGGAUUGAGUAACUGGUGUGGAUUAAUACCGGAAAUUUUCCCUAAUGUGAAGUACAUUUACGGAAUAAUGACGGGUUCAAUGGAGCCUUAUUUGAAAAAAUUGAGGCAGUAUGCAGGGGAGGUACCACUGAUGAGUGCUGAUUAUGGGUCAUCCGAAGGGUGGAUUGGAGCAAAUAUAAACCCAAAGUUGCCUCCUGAGCUGGCUACUUAUGUUGUGCUCCCAAACAUUGGAUAUUUUGAGUUCCUCCCUCUGUCUGAGAACACUGGGGACCAAGACCAAGAUAAGACUGAACCCACUUUCCUUUGUGUGGAUUCCAAGCCUGUGGGUCUCACUGAAGUCAAGAUCGGUGAAGAGUAUGAGAUCAUUGUCACUAAUUUUGCAGGUCUGUACCGGUAUAGGCUAGGAGAUGUAGUGACGAUAGUGGGCUUCCACAACUCAACCCCGGAGCUCAAAUUCGUCUACAGGAGAAAUCUUCUACUUACUAUCAACAUCGACAAGAACACCGAGAAAGAUUUACAACUGUCUGUGGAAGAAGCAGCGAAGGUGUUAGCUGGAGAAAAACUAGAAGUUGUUGAUUUUACAAGUCUUGUGGAUGUUUCUACUGAGCCAGGCCAUUAUGUUAUAUUUUGGGAACUAAAUGGGGAAGGCAGUGAAGAGGUUCUACGUGAAUGCUGCAACCGAUUGGACCAAUCGUUCGUUGAUGCAGGCUAUGUUAGUUCUCGCAAGGUCAAUACCAUUGGUGCACUCGAGCUCCGAAUUGUUCGGAGAGGAACUUUCCAGAAGAUUCUAGAUCAUUUUCUAGCUUUAGGAGCUGCUGUUAGCCAGUUUAAGACACCUAGAUAUGUAGGACCAACAAACGGUAUGGUUUUGCAAAUCCUGUGCAGCAAUGUUGUUAAGAGCUAUUUUAGUACUGCCUUUAAGUGAAAGCUAUAUAUGUUAAGAAAAAUAUAUAUGUAAUUUUCCAUCUUAAUCCAAUCUAUCUGAAGCAUUGUUUUUAGGCAAUAA
This is a messenger RNA of Ziziphus jujuba (common jujube), 2246 nucleotides long. RefSeq names its product jasmonoyl--L-amino acid synthetase JAR4. NCBI's taxonomy places the organism in Eukaryota, Viridiplantae, Streptophyta, Magnoliopsida, Rosales, Rhamnaceae. Bases 405 to 2165 code for a protein of 586 amino acids. Gene Ontology annotation, molecular function: acid-amino acid ligase activity. The transcript is spliced from 5 exons. Gene Ontology annotation, cellular component: cytoplasm. The record is from RefSeq and is a predicted model, not a curated record.